UCGAGCAUCGGUACGGUGUCGAGAAGCUCAAAGAAGCCAAGUCAAGUCCAUGACGACUCGUCAAUUCGACAUCCUAGAUACGCCUCUUGCCGCUUUCAACUUCACCCACCCAGACCAUGAUCACAAGUUCGAACAUGUCCUCGAACGAGUCCAGUAUUACUCCCAAGAAGUGCUCGUACUCGUCUUUCCUCUCUCCGGGGGAGGCUACAGGUACCAGGACCCCCAUCACGCCAAGGAGAGCCGUCUCGGCGGCGGUAGAGAGGAGCUCGAGCUCGAUCUCUCCCGCAUUCCGCCGGGAAGCAUCAAUCGAUGUCAAACCUGAAAUGACCUUCCUUGAGAGGGCUCGAUCCAUGUGCGGCUCUCGAGCGGGAUCUGUCGCUUCUAGUCUAUCCCCCUCCGAUGCGAUUUCGCAUUCAGCUAGGGACAGCUCCACGAAGUCGUACAGCUUGAAGAGAGCUGGAACUGGUCCUUGGAAGUCUCGAGGUCGAAGCACUGCUGUAAGGUCUACACCAAGCGUCAGCGACGCUGGCGUUACUUGCUAUGCUCCGGACGACGAUGAAACCCUGGCUCCGCAGCCAGGCGGCAAGGAUCUACUGGCGAAUCCGCGCUCAACCCCCAGAUCAUCACGAGGUUCCACCAGGUCUGCCAUUGGAGUACCUACUCCCCAAAAGCCCCUAUUCGAGACUCAUGCUCGAGGCUUCGAACCGGCAGAGUUCCGCAUGAUUAGCAAUUCCCUGCUGGAUGUCUUGUUUAUGGACCCGGCGAACAGGGAGAAACUGGAACAAAUCCAGGAGAAGUAUCAUUUUGAAAGCAAGAUCGAAUUGCUCAACAUGAUGACCGAGACGGUUCAGCGAGCAGCGGAAACCAAGCUGGCCACUGCUAUCGAGGACCCGAGGAAGUCUUACAAGAAGAAGGUUGACAUCACCGUCUCCAAUUCGGCGGAUAACCCCUUCUGCGUUGACUAGUUUCCGCUCCUUGACCUUGCCUGUGUCUGUAAUCA
Filobasidium floriforme is the source of this 1000-nucleotide messenger RNA. RefSeq lists its product as uncharacterized. The record is from RefSeq and is a predicted model, not a curated record. Lineage: Eukaryota; Fungi; Basidiomycota; Tremellomycetes; Filobasidiales; Filobasidiaceae. The transcript is spliced from 5 exons. Bases 117 to 965 code for a protein of 282 amino acids.